AUGAAGCUAUAUAAAAUUUCAGUAGUUGACCCCAUUGUUGUACAACCUGGUCAAGGAAUCAUAUCACGAGGAUCAAAGAGGGGUACAUUACUGGGGUCUUCUACAACAUCACCAUACCCUACUACGACAACAGAGGGUUCUGUACCUACUUCGAUAAAUUAUGUUUUAAAAGUUGAGCCAAAUGUUUGGGAUAUCCUCAAAUCUGAUCAAGUAAUCGAAUCACAAGGAACAACCCCCGGUACAUUACAGAAUUUAUAUACAACAACACCAAAGCCUUCUACAUCAACAAUAAAGGGUUCUGUACCGACUUCAGGACCAUUUAAAGAAGUUGAGCCAACUGAUUUGAGAAUUAGCAAACCUGCUCAAGAAAUCAAAUCACAAGGACCAAAGCCCGGAACAUUUAUGGGAUCUUCUACAACAACAGUAAAGCCAAUUCCGACAACAAUGGGUUUUGUACCAACUUCGGUACCAGUAAAAGAAAUUAAGCCAACUGAUUUGAGAAUUAUCAAACCUGCUCAAGAAAUCAAAUCACAAGGACCAAAGCCCGGAACAUUAAUGGGAUCUUCUACAACAACAGUAAAGCCAAUUCCGACAACAAUGGGUUUUGUACCAACUUCGGUACCAGUAAAAGAAAUUAAGCCAACUGAUUUGAGAAUUAUCAAACCUGCUCAAGAAAUCAAAUCACAAGGACCAAAGCCCGGAACAUUAAUGGGAUCCUCUACAACAACAGUAAAGCCAAUUCCGACAACAAUGGGUUUUGUACCAACUUCGGAACCAGUAAAAGCAGUUAAGCCACUUGUUUUGAGAAUUAGUAAACUUGCUCAAGAAAUCAAAUCACAAGGACUAAAGCCCGGAACAUUAAUGGGAUCUUCUACAACAACAGUAAAGCCAAUUCCGACAACAAUGGGUUUUGUACCAACUUCGGUACCGGUAAAAGUAGUUAAGCCAAUUGUUGUGAUGAUGGAGCAACCAGCUGAUGUACUGAAAUUACAACGAAUAAAGCCUGAUACAUCACCGGAGUCUUUUACAACAGAUCAAAAGUCUACUACAACAACAAAGAGUUCAGCACUACCCUCGGUACCACUAAAAGUAGUUGUUCCAUCUAUUGAGCUGAACAGGAUACAAGAUAAAGCUCCGAAAUCCCUACAACCGAAGCCUUCCAGAACUACAACAUUGGGAUCUACCACAACAACACCAACACCGACAACAAAGGAAUCUGUACCAGCUUCACCGAGAUUAAAAGUUGUAGCUCCAUCUAUUGAGCUGAACAUCAAACUAAACAUGAAGCCAAAACCAAUGCGACCUAAACCCUCAACUGGUACAUUACAUGGGUCUACUACAACAGUCCCAGGGUAUACAUCGACGACAGUUCCAGGGUAUACACCAACAACAGGUGUAUCAGUACCACUAGAAAGUUCCGGAGCAACAUGUCCUGAUCCGGCAGUAGAGCCUGGAGUACAAUAUACAGUUCAAGAUACUGGUGAUACUUUGUCGUACCAGUGUCAAUCUGGUUAUCGACAUGUUUUCGGUGAUAUGACAAGAACAUGUAGGAAAAAUGGCACCUGGAAUGGUACUGCUCCAGUAUGUCAUAAAGUAACAUGUAACCGACCAGCAAGAGGAGGGGUAUCACCUUCUCCUUACAAGCAGUCGUAUAACGUAGGAGAAGUUGUAACAUUCACAUGUAUCAGCCAAAUGUCAAGGACCCGUAGCCGCGGUAAAAUAAUUCGUGUGACUUGCACGUUGUCUGGUGGAUGGUCAGGACCAUCAUUUUUAGUUUGCAUUUAAAUUCUAAUCAAGGCACUUAUCUUUGUUAUUGGGUAGUACCUUCUGUGCAAUUAGAUUUUAUUUUAAUGACAUUGCUCCUUUUUGAUAUAAGUCAUAAAAGGUAAUUUGUUUAAUUCCCUUUCAUAGUAGUUUGUACUGUUCACUGCAAUUGAAAGCCAUGGUGAGAAUUAAAGACCAAUCGUGUCAAAUCUCCUGAGAUAAAUAGGAGCCUUCCGUAUUUGUAUACGAAAAAGGGCGUCAGUUUGCGCCAAAAAAAAAUCCACGUACAGACAAGGACAAAAUUCAGUUCAAUGAAUCUUGUUUUUGUUUUUAUCAGGUUUAAAACACAGGUAAAAGUAAUACCAUUUUUUUUUCGCGCAAACGUUAUACUUGUCAAAAUUCAAAUUCGAUCAAAUGUAGGUCGCCAUUUAGUAAAAAUGUUCAUCCUUUCAACACUUACUUGUCAGGGAGGUAACAUCUCCCACUUUCUUAGCCGUAAAAAGAUAUCAUAAUAGCUCCAUCUUUCACAAUAAGAAGUUGUUAUUCAUAUCAAAUUAGACAGAUUUAUGUCAGAAAUUUUUUCACAUAACGCAUUUAGCCGCGCGCAUUUUUGCAUAUUGUAAUUUAGCUAAUUCAUUUAUUAAUUAUUAAAUUUAUUUGAAAAUGUUUUA
Molecule: messenger RNA, 2435 nt
Organism: Mytilus californianus (California mussel)
Lineage: Eukaryota; Metazoa; Mollusca; Bivalvia; Mytilida; Mytilidae
Product: mucin-5AC-like
Exons: 12
Coding region: 1-1785 (594 amino acids)
Source: RefSeq, a predicted model, not a curated record